AUGGAAAAGCCGUCUUCGGAGAAAAUUGCACAGUUUGCGAAAGUCGUCGAGUUUUGUUUGAAAACCUGCAAUCUUGACGGGGAUCCGGAUUUGCGCGCUAAGUUCCUACCCCAUUUGCUAUAUUCGAUAUUAAAUAAACUCCACGACGAUGAGAAGCUUGUAUUGAUCGAAAUUGAUGCACUACUUCAAAUUACGAGUGUCUGCAGCAACUUAUUGGAGGAAAUAUCGCAAAGUGGUGCUGUGGAAGCAAAAAUGCCUAAUGGAGAUAUUUCGGAAACAUCCUCGAAUUCCAGUCCCAAGAAGGUUGCAAACGUCAACACUGUAGUAACCGACGCUAUCGAAAAAGAGCAAGAGCUUAUGGAGUCUUGCGUAAACGAAUGUCUUCUGCUGCUGGCUAGCGUUUGCCGUGUGUACGUUGCCAGACGCACAGCAAUGCGUUUUCCACUUCUCAUCGACGUAUGCAAGCUCACAUCGCAGUUCCUCGACUAUCCAUUGUACUGUUUCCUGCUUGAUCAUCAGGAUGAUGAAGAAGUACCUGGUUGGCUUCUGGACGUGCUGAAGGUUAUUGAUGCCGACACUUGGAUUCAGGAAAUGAGUUCCUCUCAGGUAACUUCUUGUUAUGAUCUGGGUUUUAUUAGCUUCCAUAUCGUCGAUCUUAUCGUGCAUGUGCUUUAG
Messenger RNA from Cylicostephanus goldi, 675 nucleotides. The record is from the annotation of a GenBank genome assembly. Lineage: Eukaryota; Metazoa; Nematoda; Chromadorea; Rhabditida; Strongylidae.